Molecule: messenger RNA, 5206 nt
Organism: Megalobrama amblycephala (Wuchang bream)
Lineage: Eukaryota; Metazoa; Chordata; Actinopteri; Cypriniformes; Xenocyprididae
Gene: mark4b
Product: MAP/microtubule affinity-regulating kinase 4b
Biological process (GO): intracellular signal transduction; microtubule cytoskeleton organization; protein phosphorylation
Cellular component (GO): cytoplasm
Molecular function (GO): protein binding; tau-protein kinase activity; protein serine/threonine kinase activity
Source: RefSeq, a predicted model, not a curated record
ACACAUUUACUUGGCAUCCCUGUUUGUCUGGUGAUGGGUCUGUUACAUGAAUGAAUGAACAGGCAGUGUGUUUAGGACCAUGGGGGAAGGGUGUGUGUGAGCGUCCGCCGCAGCCCUGCCCAGCCUAUUCUUUCUCCUGACGUCCUUCCUUGAUGCCAGUGUCACACGCUGCUGGGGAUGAGCAUUUUACAGCGACUGUACAGUUUUUAUGUUUGGGAACAUUGACAUUCCCUGCCUCUUCGAAAAGGAUACUGUUCAUUGGUCUUUGUUGGGACGGGAGUGUGCUCGAUAUACGCUUAAUAGACAGUAUUUCGUAUUGUAGGCUAUUCGCUGUUGUUUAUUUAUUAAUAUAUUGUUUUCCUGGAAAUGUACACAGAUGACUCUUUGAAGGGACGCUGCGUCCGUGGGAGUGGUUUAUUUUCUCUGGACAACCCAGACUCAUUGAAAAAAUGAGGCUAUUUUCCCCUGUUUGAUGCUGCGGUAGCUCAAUUUUUCUUUUCCUCCUCUGUUCUGCUUUUGUUUUCUUUCUGUCUGUCUCGUGGUCUACAAUCGUUGACGGCGGAUCCUUGAGGAUUCAACAGACAUUUCUGCAAAACAGACACUGUAUACGGACUGCUGGAUGGAACAUUUUCGUUUAGCUAAGUACAAAAUGAUCUAUUGUUCCGGCUAGCCAACCCACCACAGACAUGAGCAUCAUAUAGCAUUUCUUUAAUCUGUGUUCACAUCCCACCACCAUUGUGUGUAAAAUCAAGUAAACUUGACCAAAAAUGAGGAUUGUUUAAGGAAAACGCUGUAUUGGUGGUCGGAGAGGGCAGCAGCGAUAGCCUCGCGAUACUGGCUCGGCUUUCGGACUGCUUCUCUGUCUGUCCUGAUUCAAUUAACUGUACACGGACUGCUGAAAUAAACCCGGUUUUGCUGAAGGAUAAAGUACCAGGGACGAUGUCCUCACGCGCAGCACUGCAGCCUGGGAACGAAAGGAAUGUAGACCACCAUGCUUCUCUCUCAGCCAGUCGUUCAGAGAAGGGCUCAGGAUGGUCGAGUCGCUCGCUCGGAGCCCGUUGCCGGAAUUCCAUCGCCUCCUGCUCGGACGAACAGCCUCACAUCGGCAACUACCGGCUGCUCAAGACCAUCGGCAAGGGCAAUUUCGCCAAAGUGAAGUUGGCACGCCAUAUCUUGACCGGCAGGGAGGUUGCAAUAAAAAUCAUUGACAAAACCCAACUCAACCCUACAAGCCUACAGAAGCUCUUUCGAGAGGUACGGAUCAUGAAGGGCCUCAACCACCCAAACAUAGUUCAACUCUUUGAAGUGAUCGAGACAGAGAAGACACUGUACCUUGUGAUGGAAUACGCCAGUGGAGGUGAAGUAUUUGACUACCUCGUAUCUCAUGGGAGAAUGAAGGAAAAGGAGGCACGUGCUAAAUUCCGGCAGAUCGUGUCUGCGGUUCAUUACUGUCACCAGAAAAACAUUGUUCACAGGGACUUGAAGGCGGAAAACCUCCUGCUUGAUGCAGACUCCAACAUCAAGAUUGCUGACUUUGGCUUCAGUAAUGAAUUUACGCUGGGCAGUAAACUGGACACGUUCUGCGGCAGCCCGCCCUACGCCGCCCCAGAGCUCUUUCAAGGGAAAAAGUAUGACGGGCCUGAGGUGGACAUUUGGAGUCUGGGGGUUAUCCUCUACACGCUGGUCAGUGGAUCACUGCCCUUUGAUGGACAGAACCUCAAGGAGCUGCGUGAGCGUGUGUUGAGGGGGAAAUACCGGGUGCCAUUCUACAUGUCUACCGACUGUGAGAGCAUCCUGCGCCGGUUUCUUGUGCUCAACCCCACCAAGCGCUGCACCCUGGAGCAAAUCAUGAAGGAUAAGUGGAUGAAUGUCGGGUAUGAAAGUGAUGAGCUGAAGCCUCAUUUAGAGCCGGUGGAGGACUAUAAUGACAGCAGCCGUAUAGAUGUAAUGGUGGGAAUGGGUUACUCCCGUGAUGAAAUCAAAGAUGCUCUGACCACUCAGAAGUACAAUGAGAUAUUUGCCACGUAUCUGCUGCUAGGUCGCAAGAAUGAGGAUGGCACGGAGUCCCGGUCAAGCAGCAGUCUGUCUAUAGCACGGGUACGACCCAGUCCCAUCACAAAUGGCACCAGCAAACACUCCUCCACUUCCUCCUCCAGCUCCACCUCUGCCUCCAGUCACACUAAACCCCAGCGCAGUGCCUCCACCUACCACCGCCAGAGGAGGCACAGCGACUUCUGUGGGCCAUCAGUGCCAGUAACCCACCCCAAGCGUAGCCCCACCAGUACAGGAGAUGGGGAUCUAAAAGAGGAACGUCUCCCCUCAAGGAAGGCCAGCUGCAGCGUGGUGGGCAGUCGUAGCAUCCCUCCGUCGAGCCCCAUGGUCAGCUCAGCCAACAACCCCAACAAGGCCGAGAUCCCUGACCGUCGCAAGGACAUCAAUGCAACAACGAAUAACAUCCCUGCCAGUGCCAUGACCCGUAGGAACACUUAUGUAUGUACGGACCGCACCAACAUUGACAGACACUCCUUACUACAGAAUGGGAAAGAGAACAGCUCCUUGUCACAUCGAUUACCUCCAGCCUCCCCAUCCACCCACAGCAUCUCCGGGGCCGGGGCCCCGGCUCCACAUCAUCCGAACGCUUCUCGGCUGACAAGGGGAUCCACCAUCCGCAGCACCUUCCAUGGUGGCCAGCUAAGGGACCACCGGCCUCCUACCCACGCACCCCCCACCUCACCCACCCUCUCCCACGAAGCCAGCCCUCUGCCACACUCCCGUAGCCGUGCCACCACAAACCUGUUCACUAAGCUGACCUCAAAACUUACCCGCAGGGUCAAUCUUGACCCCUCUAAGCGCCAGAGCUCAAACAAGUCAGUCUCGGGCUGCACUCUGCCACAGGGAUCAAAAACAGUUAGGUCACAGACGAACCUGAGAGAGUCUGCAGAUCUCCGGUCACAAGAAAACAAGCAAGCAACUCAAACAGAAGAAAGACAGAAAAUAGCUACAGAUACAGCUACAAAAAGUCAGGCUAAAAAAUACAGUCGCUAUCUAUCUGGGUAUCAAAAAGCGGCAGAGCCCCGGACCCCCCGAUGCGGCUGGGAUGUGAGGGUGCGGAGCCCGCGGGACCCGGCCGAGGUGGUUCUGGCGCUGCGGGAGGCGGCGCAGGGCUGCGGUUGCCAGGUCCACCAGGCCGGGCCCUUCCUCCUCUCCUGCACCCAUGGAGCCGCUGGAUCCCGCGUUGCCUUCGAAGCAGAGGUUUGCCAGCUGCCCAACGGCCCCGCAGAGACCAGCGGUGUUCGAUUUAAGCGCCUAUGGGGGGCACCGCUUGCCUUUCGGGACAUCGCCACCAAAGUGUCCAAAGAACUCGAACUCUGAGGGCAACAGGGGGUGGAGGGCAGGGACAAAAGCAUGGGACAGAAAGAUGGGAUGAUUGGAAGUAGCCCCGCCCACACCCCCGCCCCCUCUAAGCCUACAAAGACUGGCACACACACAUUGAGAACUGGGCACCUGUUCACACAAAAGCCCUGCUGAAGGAACUCCCUUUACCGGGUCUGUUUUACCGCUGAUUUUACCUGGUAUCUUAGCCAUGUUGUUUUGUAACACCGUUUUUUUUUUUUUUUGCGUGUUCACUCUGUACAUUGUCAGUCCUUUUCAACUGCUGCUAUUUAACUCAUUUUUUGGUUUCUAUUCUUCUGCUGUGCUGGCGAGAAGAGUAUGUUUUAUUUUAUCCUCAUUUCAGUAACCAUAUUCACAAAAAAACACGUGAUGCCACACCAUUUCGAACCGUAGACAACAUGCGGAGCCGCUGACAAUGCAAGUGCUGAAAGUGAUAGCAAUUUCUCCUAAUUUUUUUUAAUGAUCUGUCCUUGUUGGUUGUUUUAGCCAUCAAACUUGCCAGUGAUGCAGGUUGAGUAAGUGAUGUCUGCUUUCCUGAGCCUCCUUGUUUUUAGAUUCGUCAUAUUACAUGGUCACACCGUAGCACUUUAGGGCUGAGUGAGCAACAUCACCUGUUUUAAAGCAGUUCUCCCUUGAAAUGGUGCAAUUUACCCUGUUGAGCCAAGUUGAGACACAGUGCUCUUUGUGUUGCUCUUGUAUGUGUUACGCUGAUGAGAAACCUCUGUUAUCUUGCCGGAAGUGCACUCUGCUGAAUGGCUACAAACAGACUGUUGACUUUGUUUAUCUCUGAUUUGACAUAGUAAGUCCUCAUCGUCAAGAUUGGAAUAUGUCAGAGCUGUGCAAUGUGAGAAAAUGCAAGAAUGAUUAAUACAAUAUUUGUCUGAAAUCCAGUGAUUUGUGUGUCUGUUUAUUUAGUAGCUUUCUUUCUUUUUGUUUGCGUGGCAAACAAACACUUUUCAAACAGUUUGAUUUAAAUUUAACAAAGAUAUUUACAUAAUGAAGAUUUUUAAAAUAUUAGGAAUGUAUAACAAUGAGGGUAUUAUAAUCUAAAAUAAUCAAAUUAAUUAAUAAUUAAAAUUUUCAGUUAGUGAAUUAAGUAUAAGACAUAUUUACCAUUGUACCAGCAAUUUCUUUUAAUUUAUUGCAGGUUGGAAAUUGUGUAUGAUUUUCAAAUAUACUAACACAUUAUAAUUCAAGCAAUCAUUGAUCUGGCUUUAUUAUAACCAAAAGAAAUGACAAAUCAUGUUUGCUUGAAUUAUUGUUGACUGCCAUUGUGCUAUUCGGUACAAAUAACUGAUCUUUUAGUGCCUGUAAUGUCUGUUGGUUCAGCUUAGCUGAUUGAAUUCAUAAAGGUGUGCUUAAAGUUUCAAUUAAAUAUUGACGUCCAGUUUUGAGAAUUCUGAAUAAAUUCCCCACAAUAAUAGUCAUAAAUGUACAUACAUAAAAUUUAAGUUUGUAGCUGUGUAGAGGUAAAAACCAAGACUUGCAAAGAAUGUAAAGACUUAAAACAGGUUGAUUGUUACAUGGGGCUGUUUAUUAACUUUGUACAACCAAAAAAAAAUGAGUUUAGGUGAAUACAACAUAGCUAGGGUUUUCUAGCUAUGUGGAGGUUUGAUCCCAGGAUGUUACAAGAGGAACAGGAAGAUAAGGAAAAGUCCAAGAAAAAGAAGACGACAGGAAAGAAAGGAAGGAGGAAAAAAGUAGGAAAAAGGGAGCAGGGUGGAUUGUCUCUUGGAAAAGUCAAGGUGGCAUGACUGCAUGAAAGAACAAAUAAAAAAAGAAAAGCACUUUUGCCAUUUUACUUCUGGGCAGG